AUGGAAGAAGCUACGGGUCAAGAAGAAUACUUGUUUGAAAAGUUUGUUUUUUAAAAUUAUUUUUAAAUUCAUUUAUUUAUUUUUUUAGACCAAAAGGCGGUCGUCGUUAUUUGGGAAAACCACACCACAAAGGAAAAGAUCACAUGUUCAAUAUUUUGCGAACUGAAAAACAUUUGGAAAAAACUGUCGAAGGUCAAGUUAAAAACCAAGAAUCUUCUGACAACUUUGAACCUGAUGUAAAAUAUUCGCUGAACAAAAAACAACGCUGGGAAUUGGCUGAAAAUCCAGUUGAAAUGCUGAAAAUGGCACCAGAAUCAAUGGAAGUUCAUGUUGUUGAAAAAAAUAUUAUGAGAGGUGGGUAGAAAAAAAUUAUUGAAAAGGGGAAUUUUGUAUCAUUGAUAUUCUUUUCAGAAGAUGCUGGAACUUUUGCUGUUCAUUCAAAAAUUCGAAAUGGUGAAGAUCCUGAUGAUUUUGAUGUUCGAAGUUGUUUCACUUCAGGAUCUGGACAAGAUUUUUCGAAUUUCCUUCCUGAAUCUCGUGAACUUAGCGAGAAGAAACGUGGUUCCAAAAAUAAGUUGAAUAAUGUAGAAGAACCCGAAAUCAAACCUACAGUAAUCUAUAAUAUUUAUCGAGCUCAUAAAAGCAAAGAAAUGAUUGAAUUAUCAGCACCAAAAGGAAGAAAACCAAGAAAAGCAAGGAAAAAUGAAAAUUUGAUGAAUGAAAUUGUAUAUUCAGAAGAAGAAUCAGAAUAUUCGGAAAGCGAUGAAAAAACUGAAGAAGUAAGAGAACAUUUGGAAUAUUCAUUAUGUCUUGAUGAAGAGAAGAAAACGAAACAAAAGAAGACUAAAAUUCAACAAACAUCUGAAAGUUCAACAUCAGAUUUUGAAAUUAUUCCCAGAGAGUUUCCAGAAGUUUCGGAUUUCUCACAAUAUCUUCGAGAUCAUCCUUAUACUUUGAUCACUCUUCCAAUUCAUUUCACCAAAAUUUCCACAAAAAAUUUGCAACUUCAAAGUGAAGUUAAAGAUUUGCUAGAAAAAAAUGUGGUGGUUGAAACGAUUACUGAAAAUGAUAUUAUAGUGGAUAUCUCAAAAUGGAUCAAUCCAUAUGUAAAAGUUCAAGGACAAAGUGAAUUGUUAGUUGGAAUAAGUCAUUUCAAUCGCAGGAUUUGUACUUUCAUUAUCAGUUCAACAAUUGAUGUUAGAGAAAGUUCUGAAUCUAUUCGAUCAAAAAUAACAAGUUCUGUUAAUUUAUAUGAGGCACUUCGAUCAAUCAGUGAAAUUGUAUUAUCAAAUCGAAUUCGAGUUGAAAAUGCAAAAAUUAUUGAAGAAGGUUUGAUUGUUGAUGAUUUAUAUAAAAAAGAAGAAGAAACAAUUCCAAAUUGUGAAUUUACUCGAGAAAAUGGAACUCCAAUUGAUUGGUCAUUUAUUUGUUCAAUGGUUCAUUCACCAAAUCAAAACUUCGAAUUUUCAACAUGUGGAAUGUGUGAUAUUUGCAAUCAACAAUCAUAUUCUGGAUUAUAUUCUUCAACAUGUUCAAAUUGUUUAUCAUCCAGAUUUUUCCACGAAUUCAGUUCUCACAAUAUUCCAUCACAAAUUCCUUAUAAUGUUCUUCAACGAAUUAUUCCACUUCCAAUUUUGAAUCUUUAUACAACACAACUUUUUGAAGAAUUCCAACCGGCUGAAAAAUGUCCAAAUUGUAUGACUCUUUUGACAUUUUCGGAAGAAAAAAAAUGGGAUGAUCAUAAAUGUGGAAAUUGUGGAACAAAUUAUUGUUCGAAGUGUCGAAUUCAAAAACCUCAUUGGCCUAUGAAAUGUUCAGAAUUCGAAGAAUGGAACAAAAAAUGGGAGGCAAGAUUGGAGUUUGAAAAUGCGCAAGGAAAUGGAACUGAAACUCUUCUUAAAAUGGUUUGUCAAUGUCGAAAAGGAAUUAUUACUGUGAAAAUGCCUUGCGAAGGAAUUGAUCAUAUUAUUUGUCCAGCUUGUAAAAUAUGGAUAUCAUUAGAAAAAAUGAAGAUCAUUUAUAAGAAAUGCUAUUAUCCUUGGAGUGCGAGAUGUCGUAAAAGAUGGCAAUCAAAUCCUGAUUGGAGAGAAAAUAUUCGAUUUGCUGUGAGUUUCUAAAUUGUUUGAUCUUUUCAAAUCAAAAUUGUGUUUUUCAGCGAGAUUUCCAACCACAUUCAACGCUUUCAAUUCCUAUCAAAGAGAUUCCAAUAUUUCCAAAAAAUGUGAUUGAAAAUUGUCGAAAUGGUCGAAAUAUUGGAAAAAAUAAUGGAUAUUUGAUUGAAAUGAUCACAGCUUGGAUGUAUAUGCAAAAAGGAAACAAGGAAAAUGAGGAAGAGUUCAAGAAAAUCCGAAAAAUUGUGGAAAAUCUACAAAAUGAAAACAACUACGAUUUAUUGAUACAAAAAGUUAAUUCGAUCAGUAAAUAA
This is a messenger RNA of Caenorhabditis angaria, 2425 nucleotides long. The record is from the annotation of a GenBank genome assembly. NCBI's taxonomy places the organism in Eukaryota, Metazoa, Nematoda, Chromadorea, Rhabditida, Rhabditidae.